UGUGACCGUGUACCAUUUGACUAUGUCAUGACCAAAGCACCCCUGGUUACUUACAAAAUUCUCAACCUGACAUGUCUGUCUGUAACUGUAGUAAACGUCGAUGUAUUCAGACAAUCAGAUGCUUUGUUGAUUCAGAACAAAGUUGGGACUCUCUAUCUCAUAAUCCUUAUCAGAUGUUCUCUUUUUACAAGUUGGGAAAGAUUUGAUAGUACAACUUGCUGUGCCACCAAUCCAUGUUGCAUAGAAAAUCCCAUUAUUAGAGUUAAUGCCCACAUACAUUCCCACUUUGGAGCAGCCAAUUCAUGCAAAGUACCAAUCUUUGACACAUUUGGAGGAUCUGAGGAUGGGGUUCUCAAUGGUGGGUUCAUUGGGUUCUCAGAUUUGGGCGAGAAAUUCUCAUCAAAGGAAGUUAAAGUUUGAAUCUUUUAGUCACAGGAGGAAACAUACCCUAGAUUUCAACUUCUCAAAGCAUCGGUCUCAUCCGGCAAAGAUUUGGUUGAGCAAGCGUGAUGCAUUUGAAUUUGAGGAGAGAACAAGCCCAAAUGAGGUCAGAAAAGAGAUACAGCAAUGCUAUGAACUCAUACACAGACUUGGGAGGGGAGUCGUGUAUUUGGGUUCUUCAAGGAUGGGACCUGCUCAUUCUCAUUACCUGCAAACGCAAGAGUUGGGUAGAGAGAUUGCAAAUCUUUUGGACUGCACUUCAUGGAGUGGGGUUGGCCCUGGGUUAAUGGAUGCUGCUACUAAAGGUGCUUUGCAAGCGGGGAAACCAGUGGGUGGGUUUAAGAUAGGUAAAGAAGCUGGUGAAUGGACAGCCUCAAAUUUUCAUCCAUAUCUACCUCCAGAAACUUACCUUACUUGCAGGUUUUUUUCUGCAAGGAAGCAUGGGUUGGUGGAUGCUAUAGUUAGGAGCAGUAGUUCUGAUAGAACUGCCGUUGUUGCUCUUCCUGGUGGUAUUGGUACACUAGAUGAGGUGUUUGAGAUAUUAGCAUUAAUUCAACUGGGACGGAUAGGAUCAAAGCUUCCUGUACCCCUCCUUUUAAUGAACUAUGACUCAUUCUACUCAAAGUUAUUAGACUUUCUUGAUGAUUGUGAGGGUUGGGGUACAGUUUCCAAAGGAGAGGUUGCAUCACUAUGGACGGUUUGCGACAAUAACUCAGAGGCUUUGACUUAUUUAGCAGAAUUUUAUAAUCUCCCUCUUAGUGACAAAGAUAAACAUGGAACUGAACUGCAAAGAAAUUUAGAACCAUUAACUGAUUGACAUUCUUUUCAAAACGGACCACGAACAAUAUGGUUAUAGGAUAGAUCAGAUUCAUCAGAAUAUGGCAAAAAGAAUAACUGUUUACGUUAGAAGUUAGAACUAGCUGUGAGAAAUGAGAACAAUACCAAAGCAACUAGUCAUGCCAAGACACGCAAAGAAAGCAAAUACCAAAAAUUCUGUAAAAACUUGUGCACUCAAGUCUUUGAAGAGAAAUAUGGAUAGUGUUUACAGCUCUUAAAAAAUGUAUACUUAAUAUAGUCCUUUGAUGGAGGACGCAAGCAAUUUAUAAUUAUAGGUACUUC
Molecule: messenger RNA, 1560 nt
Organism: Quercus lobata
Lineage: Eukaryota; Viridiplantae; Streptophyta; Magnoliopsida; Fagales; Fagaceae
Product: probable cytokinin riboside 5'-monophosphate phosphoribohydrolase LOGL9
Exons: 5
Coding region: 266-1258 (330 amino acids)
Source: RefSeq, a predicted model, not a curated record